Molecule: messenger RNA, 5931 nt
Organism: Scatophagus argus
Lineage: Eukaryota; Metazoa; Chordata; Actinopteri; Scatophagidae
Gene: znf574
Product: zinc finger protein 574
Exons: 10
Coding region: 1844-4816 (990 amino acids)
Biological process (GO): regulation of transcription by RNA polymerase II
Cellular component (GO): nucleus
Molecular function (GO): DNA-binding transcription activator activity, RNA polymerase II-specific; RNA polymerase II cis-regulatory region sequence-specific DNA binding
Source: RefSeq, a predicted model, not a curated record
UGUAUGGAGGAUUUCAACGGGGGGAGACAGCUAAUAUUAACUUUUAGUCUGUCGCCACCAUUAUACCACCGAAGAAGCAUAUCCCGCCCUCCUUCUUGGGUCUUUUCUUCUUCUUCUCCUUCUUCUUCUUCUUCUACUUGUACUAGAAAGUAAGCACCACUGGUCCAAGUGGUAAAAGGGGUUUAGUCGCUAGCUUACUUGGCUUCGACAGCAGCAAUCAAGGAAUGAUCUGACAGUCGUUUCAUUAGCUUCCGAGCUAGCGAGGCAGCAGGCUACCACGCCGGUGGCACGUUAGCCGCGUUGCUAGAAAGAUGGCAAUCGUUACAUGUUAGCAGCAGGAAUAACGUUAAUAUAGUAGGCUCGCUAGCUGCCUAGCAUUAGCUUCGAUUAGCUGGAGCGGUCGUUUCUUCUAUCUGGGGUCAGAUUCCCAUCAAAGAGAUUAAACGAUUUUCGACAUGAGGCUUGAUGUUAGCCAGCGAUUGCAUAAAUUGUUGUUGAACGAAUAUUGGUAUUUUUUCCCUCCCUGACCCAACAUCGGGCUGACAUUGUCCGUACAGUAGACGCUGAUAAGUAGUGGCUAGCGUGAGGUCAUCCUCCAUAAUGCUUGUCAUGGAAUAACAUUCAUGGUGUUUAGACAAGUGUUAGUUCUACCGGAGUUAGUAUUAAGGGCAUAUUUUAAAUAAAGAAAUCAUCCACGGUGCUUGCAGGUAAACGGGUAAAGGCAGAUGCAGCGAACCAGAACCAGACUGCGAUGGAGUAGUAAUACCUAGUGGUUUAUGUCUGACCAUCUGUGUUAGGACAAGAUAGUUUCUGCUCAUAAGAGGGACGCAGAUAGGCCCAGAUCGCGCUAACUAUCAGCAGGGGGCAUUAUUACAAUUCCAAUGGCUGUGCAUUAUAUUCUGUGGUUGUUUUUACAAUUCUCUUCAAAAGACCCAGUACAGCAACAAAUUGACACGGCAAACAAGUAUUGCAAAUGUAGCCAAUGCCUGAUUAAGCGUAUUGUUUUUCGCCAGAUCUUCAUUAUUGUCCGCAAACUCAAAAAUACAACAGUGAGCCACGCUGCUGAACAGACUGACAUGUUGCUUCAUUAUAGUAAAUGUGGUUGCUGUAGUCUUCUGUGACGUAAUCCUACAUACACUGUUCCGCUACUGGAAAUACUCAAUGAAUCACCAAAUCCCAAACUGAAAAUAAUCCCAAAUAAAUUCCCACAAAACCUUGUAGUCAUGUUUGACAAACUUUUGCUAAAACCCACAGUGCCUAGGUGUUUUAGGAAGUUGUUUGAUAUUUAUAUAAGGAAGCUUUAAAAAUGUUUUUGUGACUUUUGUAUAUUCAGUAGGAACUAAUGUGUUUGCCGCAAAGGGUUGCAUACAGGCUGGGGAAGUUGGAAAGCAGAGAGAUACAGAAUCACUGAUAGUUGGUUUUGGUCAAAAAUAUGAAACAUCGCCAGCCUUAUCUUUUGUCAUAUAUCCUUGUCUGCCAAUUAAAUUGGUUCACUGGAACGCGUGUUACAUUAAUGUAUUUCAAAGGUAUUGAUGUGAGUCUUUCAGUGGGUUUCUUUGAUUUGUUCAGUUUUUGAAGUAGAGCUUUACUGGUUCAGUGUGAGGUCUGAUUUGUAUCCAGUGAGUGGGAAGGGUUGUGUUUUGAUUAUAGUCACAUGCAGAAGCAGCAUGAGCUAGACUGCACUUCCAGUGGGUCCAAUUACAGCACAUAUCUAAUUGAUGUUGGAUCUAAACAUCGGCUCGGCCCGUGAAAUGGCAGACAGAGAGAAAGACUUGGCAAGGUCUCUACCUGAGCAGCAACCUGCAUGGUCAAAAUAACAAUUAGCUAAGGCUCAGCACAUGCCAUGGAGAGUUCGUCGGUGUACAUGUGCUUUCCCUGCUACCGGGAGUUUAACACUCUGGAAGAAGUACUCGAGCACCAGUUGACAUGCAGUGCUGAGGAUGAACAGCCAGACACCUCUGGAACCACCCCUGUCACUGUUCCAGUGUUACAGGCUCGGCAACAGGUAAUAAAUGUAUCUAGGACAGUUGCAGUCCCAGAGAUUCAAGUCCAAGCAGGACAAAUCUCCGUACAACCUAUUAAGACUGCACCAAAGCAGUCAACUGCAGUCAGUACAACACUGACAUCGGACCAGCCCAGAAUCCUCUAUCAGUGUGGGGACUGUGAUGAACUUUUCAAAAGCCUGGACCUGUGGCAGCAACACCGUAAAGAAGAGAAAUGUCAGCAGGCUGCCUCUGGGAGCAAGUCAAAACCUGAUUCACAACCUGAGCCAGAGACAAUUUCAGCUCAGAGGUCCAGUUCACCUUUAAACCCUGAUGAUCCUGCUCUCUCGAAGAGUGAAACCAGCCAAACUCUUAUGCCAGAACCACUGGAGAAACCUGUAGCAGAGGAAGAGAGUCAACAAGUUGCAGAUGCCUCUUCAGCUCCAAGCUCUGAACCUGCUAUUUGUGAAGAGGCCCCUUCAACCUCGAAUCUGGAAGAUUCGUCUCCCAAGAGGAGAGGGGCUAACAAAAAGCCAAAGCCUGAACCAGUGCUCCUGUGUGUGGACUGUGGUUCAUGCUUUGGCCUGGUGUCUGAACUAGUGGCUCAUCGCAAGACCCAACACGGCUUUGGGGAAGCUCUGCACCGCUGCUCCGUUUGUGGGGAAUGCUUUCUAAACACCACCCUUUUUCUCUACCACCGCAAGCAACACAAGCAGAAAGGCGAGGAAAAGGUACUAGUGGUUCCUGAAGAGUCAUCAGGGGAUGUUUGUACUCAGAGCUGUGGGACCAAUGAGCAGGGCCAGGAUUCCACUCCUUCCACUGAUAAUGACUCCUCCAGCUUCACAAAGCCUGAGUUGUUCUUGUGCACCCAUUGUGGGCAGAACUUCAGCGACGAGGGGGGGCUGGUCACCCAUCGCAAGCAGCAGCAUGACCUGCAUGAGCCACUGCACAGCUGCACCCAUUGCGGCGAGAGCUUCAUGAACACCACGAAGUUCCUGUACCAUCGCCGGCAGCACCGCUUAACAUCAGAGGCAGACAUAGCAAAUGGAGCCGAAACUGGUGAUGAAACAUCCACCACUAAACUUCAGGAUAUCCCGCAGAGCUCAAAGCGGCUGCUUUCCCCAACUGCCUCUGCCAGUGAAUCAGGUUCACCCCUUUCUAAGAGAAACAGGCCGUCUUUCAGGAUCCUGAGUGGUGGUAAUGCGCUCAAAGGAAACAAAGGUACUGGCACCAACGAGGAAUUGGAGGGAAGCACCGCAGCAGACUCGGACAACACCAACCAUCCUCCACCUGCCAAGCUGCUGCAGGACUGGGCCCGCACACCGCUACCCCAUGUUUGCCCCUACUGUGGCAAAACCUUCACCCGGCGUGUUUUCCUUCGCACUCAUGUUUACAGCCACACUGGAGAAAAGCUCUUCACAUGCAAGGUCUGCACAAAGUCCUUCACCAACUCCCAGAGCCUGCUGCGCCACAGCAUGAGCCACACAGGCAACAAGCCCUUCAGCUGUGAUGUUUGUGGCAAAAACUUCUCCCAGGCACCCACUCUGAAGAGACAUCAGCGCAUUCACACAUCGACACUGCCUCCACGCAAGCGGGGACGCAAACCGGUUUGUACUCUGGACAAUGAGGGCGCUGCUCAUCUAUUCCCGUGUCCUCACUGCCCCUCUCGAUUCAACACGGAGGAUCAGCUUAACCAUCACAAGCUCCUGCAUACCAGCCAUCCCUUCCCUUGCCCUGAAUGUGGAGAGGCCUUCAAGCGCAGGAAAGACCUGGACCUGCACUCACUCACUCACCAAGACAAGGAGCCAGCAAUGUGUCCUCACUGUUCAUCCCAGUUUGUGAACCAGUCGGUGUUGGAAAUUCACUUGCAGCGUUGCCCUACCACAGAGGAGGAGAGGAAUGCUGGUCGCGGUCGUGGUCAGGGCCGGGGACGAUCCACUGGACAGAUUGAGUGUGACCUAUGUGGCCACCGUUGCAUGACCCAAGAGGGCCUCGACCUCCAUCGGUUAUCCCACACGGGGCAAACACCUCUCAAAUGCCCAGUGAGGCCUUGCAGACGUCGAUUUAUUUCCAACACUGCCCUGGAGGAGCAUGUGCUGGCCCAUUUCCAAGGGACUCUCGGCAAGUCCAAAAAUCGACCCCGCUUCCGCUGUCAAAUUUGCCACAAGGAAUUUGCCUACAAUUCCACCUUCAGUGUUCACAUGAGGACACAUACUGAUGAGAGGCCCUUUGAGUGCGCCACCUGUGGAAAGCGCUUCCGCCAGCUGCCUCAUCUGCAGGACCAUGAGCGCAUCCACACUGGCCUGCGUCCCUUCUGCUGCUGGAUAUGUGGUAAGAGUUUCAGCGUGGCUGCCCGCCUCACCGAGCACGCCCGCACCCACAGUGGGGAGAAGCCCUACCCCUGUUCCCACUGCCCUGCCGCCUUCCGCUCUCGCUCCAACUUGGAUAAACACAUCCGGCUACAUGGAGACCUGCCUCUGGAUACCGUUGAGCAAGCGGCGCAGGCGGUUGAGGCUGCACACGUCCAGAAGGUUUUGGAGGGGGCCAAGGUGCUGUCUACUGUGGCCACCACGGCGGAGGUUGACUCCGGCACGGUGCAGACCAUCUAUGUAUUACAAGGGACUGAAGGAGGUGCUGAGACGGUCAUGAUCCCGUCUGAUCAGCUCACUGGCAUGGAGGGAACCUCACAGGUUGUCAUCCUACCCUCCUCUGUUCUGGGAGCUCAGGGCAUUACUGUUCCCACAAUCACUAUGGAUGGAAGUGAAAUCACUAUGGUGGAGGCGAGCCAGUCGCCACAGCACGCCAUUGAGUUCAUUGUGGAGGAGACUGUAUAAAAGACAACACAGGAGAGAAAACAAUUUGCUGUGAAGAUAGACAGUGGAGUGAAAAGUGUGAUUACUGAAAGAUAUCCAGUUAUAACCUUAUAUGUAUAUAGUUUGAUAGGUUUAUAAGCCACUUUCAACAAAGGUCCCUUCCUUCCCCCCUAGCAAGGAAGUAGUUUGGGCAGAAAAUUAAUUUAAUGUUGUAAUCCUUAAGAUUUCUUUCCUGGUUGACUUGAUGACAACAAAUGUGGUUUCACGCUACGGGUCACAGAAGUGUGUAGGCAGCAAAACAAGGUAUUGUUUUAGUAAAAAAAAAUCAGGCAGCGACAGCCUUUUCCGUCAUUCUGUGAGCAACAGUGAUCUGAUUUUAUGUUGCACACAGCAUGAAUCUGCCCCUUUUACAGCAGUGCGCAGUGAAAGGAAUUGGUUACCUCUCUGAGAGGUUGGAGGUGCACUGCCUCUCACCUGCAGGUCUUCAUCUAACAGUCCACUGCGUGGCUGCUGCUUCUUCUUCCAGUACUGCUUGCAAUAUUUCAAACCGAGCCCCUGUUGAAAGAAACCGAAAUUACUGUCUGUUGUUUUGUAGAUGCAUUUUUGGUGAACAAUACAUGUAAAUGCCCAGCUCACUGACACACACAUUUCAUUUCUUGUGACUACUUCAUAAUAAAAUUCAGCCUGGGUUUCACCAGUUCAAUGCUUUUAACAUGAAGCUGCCGUAGUAGGAGUUCAGUUUGCAUUAGCAGAAACCUAUUACAAGCAUUUUUUCUGGGUAUGUUGCCAUACACCCAGUUCGUAAUACUGCAAAUACAUAAAUAAUGCAAUACAUUCAUCAGUGGGCCACAGGCUCAGUCACCAUUUGGCAAUCGAUAGUGAUUAAGCCAGCAGUUACUUAAAUGAAAAUCUUCAAGACUAUUGCUUUUAAUAAAGUUGACAGUAUAAAACUAAUGGAAGUAAAGGUUGAAUCGCAGAAUGUAUCCUAAAUUAGUCUUUCAAACUGAUUGAAAAACAAUAAAAUUGUCCUUCAAUUGUAUACAGACGUGUAUUUACAGCCCCUGUUUAUUAGGGGAAGGCCUGUGGUGGCUCAUGAAGUGUCCCAUGCUUUCUUUAUAAUAAAACGCUACAGCUUU